CGUACACCUGCCAUGUAACCGUUGUUUACAUCCUUCUUGGGGCUGAGACGGAGGCAGUUUAACAUUUAUUUUUUUGCUCAUCUCUGUGCCUCGAGAUGACACCCACGGCAGACACCACCACCUGCUACAUCUGCAACGACAAGCGGAGGACAGCCAACACUGAUGCCUCCACCACCCCCACAGGACCCCACGCCGACUCCGCGACCCUGAAGCAGACCCUAAUCCGCGCACUCUCCCAUGGGCACGCGGAGGACUUAGCGAGUGGAGGGGAAGAGGAUUUUGGGCUGACAAGCGGUGUGUGCGUGGUGUCCCUCAGCUCAAGAUACGAUGGAGGGUUGGAGGCCGUGAGUGACAGGGUGGCGGGGGACCAAGUUGUUAUAUGUCGCCGGUGCACGGGACUGCUUAAGGACUUUGAACACCACGAGCAGAUGGCAGCGAGGAAGGCUGAGGAGAUCAGACGUUUUUUGAUGCGGCAGAUGCAGUUUGAGGAGGAGGAGGAGGACAGUGGAGGAUCGACAUCACUCUCCCAUUCGCUGCAAGACUCCAUUAAGAAGACCAUGGCGAGGAGUCAAGAUGAACGGCAGGGUAUCAUCGCGGCCUUCAGGGCAUUCAGGAAGUCUGGGAUGAGGGAGGCGAGAGGGAAAGGAAGGAAGCGGAAAAAAGAAUUGCUUUCCUCGGAUACGAAUAAUGAGGAGAAGGACAAUGUUGAUGAUGACGAUGAUGUGGGAGAUGAGGAUGAGAUGGAGGAAAUUAUACAGGAGGAGAAUGUUAAGGAGGAGGAGGAAAGACGGAAACAGGAAAUCGCCUCUGCACGUCACAGCGAGAGGAUUCAGAGGAGGAGAGAGGACGGCUUGGUCAUGCGCUGGGGAGACACUUUGUUCGAGAAUGAAGACGAUAUGAAGCUACUGGAAGAUGAGGACUUGUUUGACUACUCCCCUAGUAUCUUGCUGAAGGAUAGAUCGUAUGCGAGACGAGGAAGGGGCAAAAAACUCACCCGUGUUGUGCGAUCUGCCGUGCCGUCCGCCAAGCCUGAAGAGGACACGGAGUUCAAGUUUCAAUGCCCCUUUUGCUUCCGAUACUACACUCCCAUGAGCUCACGCAUACACAACUGCACCUCCUACAAGAACCAGCUGAGGUGCCAAGUGUGUAACAUCUUCUUCACCUCCUACGUCAGGCUGGAGAAGCAUUUAGAAGUGAUUCACAUGCAGCAGAAACAACUGACCUGCACCACGGACGGCUGCAGCUUCAUGUGCAUCGCUGAACCGACACUCACCAUACACAAACACUUCCAUGUCCUCGAGUCCUUCACCGGGGAGGGGGAUGACAAGGAGGCGAGAGGGAUGAGGAAGGCCGAGUUUAACCAGCGGAGGAGGGAGUCCGUGCAGGGGAGAGGGAGACACGAGGAGGUUACACUUGAGGAUGACGAGGAAGGUGUCAUGAGUUCGCCGGAGAUCGCCGACCGCGUUUCCUUCCUGAUUGACGAGAAGAGCUUCCUAUCCGACGGCCACCCGCUUAACAUCACCAUGGACAGGAUCUCUAAGGAUGAGGAGGAGGAUCAUAAGGUGUUACGAUUCCAAGGCAAUGACAGAAACCAGGCAAAACAUCUCUCUCCGAAUUUGAGGCUAGAAUCAGGUGCGUUAACCCCUGAGAAAGAUGAACGGAAGUCACCCAAGGGCAGUAAUUUAGUCUUGCAGUGCCCGAUAUGCGACAUUACUCUCGUGUCCACCAGGAGUUACCAGGAGCACAUACGGGACAUUCACAACUUGCGGGUGACGACCAAGAUAGCGGGUGAGGACUCCUUCAGCAGAGAGUCGCCGCAGAAGGGCUCAAGUUCAGAGUCCCUGAUGAGGAUAGUCAAGUAUUAUAAUGUAAAAAAAAACUCCAACGUAACUCUGAGGGUCAUGGAGUGA
Eriocheir sinensis (Chinese mitten crab) is the source of this 1910-nucleotide messenger RNA. RefSeq lists its product as uncharacterized. The transcript has 2 exons. The coding region runs from base 96 to 1910 and encodes 604 amino acids. The record is from RefSeq and is a predicted model, not a curated record. Lineage: Eukaryota; Metazoa; Arthropoda; Malacostraca; Decapoda; Varunidae.